This is a messenger RNA of Erinaceus europaeus (western European hedgehog), 4376 nucleotides long. It is a transcript of the gene VEPH1, whose product is annotated as ventricular zone expressed PH domain containing 1. The transcript has 14 exons. The record is from RefSeq and is a predicted model, not a curated record. Gene Ontology annotation, molecular function: phosphatidylinositol-5-phosphate binding. Gene Ontology annotation, cellular component: plasma membrane. Gene Ontology annotation, biological process: regulation of signal transduction. Bases 469 to 2961 code for a protein of 830 amino acids. NCBI's taxonomy places the organism in Eukaryota, Metazoa, Chordata, Mammalia, Eulipotyphla, Erinaceidae.
GAAGCUUCUGCAGAUCUACUGUAGAAAUAAGCAAAACUUUUGUGCCAGUUGUCAUCCCCCAGCACAAGUCUGGGUGAGGAAGAAGUUAUUCAUUUGCUGGAUUCCACACAGGGAGUCCAGGGAAGGGAAUCAAGUGUACACUGGCUGGGCAGGCGGCGCAAGGGAGCCCGGCUGUGACAGAGACUGGACAGGACAGAACGGGACAGGCUGGGGCUGCUGGCUGCCUCUGAGCCUGGUCCUGGGUUCCAGCUGCACUGCUCUAAGGCUCACCAGUUGCCUUCCAUGUCCUGUGAUGGCCAGUUUCCUGUGCUGAGAGAGAGUUGUCAGGGAGGACCUCAAGGUCUGGAGAAAAAUGACCUUUCAAGGAAUCUGCCAUAUACCUGCUGUGUGUUUUUCUCUUGCUAACCUCUGAUCACUGCCACGCAUGGCCCUGGGCCUGCAGAAGUUAACUUGACUAUCAAACUCAGCAUGCAUCAGCUGUUCAGACUGGUUUUGGGACAGAAAGAUCUUUCCAGAGCUGGAGACCUCUUCUCCUUGGAUGACUCUGAGAUUGAAGACAGCCUGACAGAAGCUUUGGAGCAAAUUAAAGUAAUUAGCUCAUCUUCGGAUUAUCAAACCAACAACAAUGACCAGGCCGUGGUGGAAAUCUGUAUCACGAGAAUCACAACAGCCAUCAGGGAGACAGAAUCCAUUGAAAAGCACGCAAAGGCCCUUGUGGGGCUCUGGGAUUCCUGCUUGGAGCACAACCUGAGGCCCACAGGCAGAGACGAAGACACUCCACAUGCAAAAAUCGCAUCUGAUAUCAUGAGUUGCAUUUUGCAGAAUUACAACCGGCCCCCUGUGAUGGUGUUAGCCAUCCCCAUUGCAGUCAAGUUUCUCCAGAGAGGCAACAGGGAGCUGUGCAGGAACAUGUCCAACUACCUGUCCCUGGCUGCCAUCACCAAGGCAGAGCUCCUGGCUGACCACACGGAGGUCAUAGUGAAGAGCAUACUGCAAGGUAAUACAAUGUUGUUGAGGGUGUUACCUGCUGUGUAUGAAAAGCAGUCUCAGCAUAUUAACAGACACCUGCCAGAACUCUUGGCCUUGAUGUCUCAGCUAGAGCAGCCAGAACAGUACCAUCUUCUCCGGCUUUUGUACAUGGCAGCAAAGAGAAAGCAACCAGAGGUACUUCAGAAGUGUAUUCCUUUCCUAAUGGAUCAUUUAAAGGAUUCAACCCAUAGUGAUGUAAUUCUAAACAUCCUCAUAGAGAUCUCGGGCUAUGAACCAGCAGCUUUGGACAGCUUUCUUUCAGCACUAAGGGAGAUAGCUGAGAGAUCUUCCUAUCUUGUUGGACAGGUAGCACGGAUCUAUGGAGCUGUUGGACAUGUAGAUGAGGAGAGAGCCAGGAGCUGCCUGCCGUUCCUGGUGAGCCAGCUGGCCAGCAUGGAGCAUUCCUUCCACCACCUUCUCUUGCUGGAGAUUAAGAACCUCACCGACACUUUCUCCUCCAUCCUGGGCCCGCAGAGCAGAGACAUCUUCCGCAUGAGCAACAGCUUCACCUCCAUUGCCAGGCUUCUCACCCGACAGCUGGACACUCAGGCCAGAGGUGGCAGGAGAAAACCCAGCACUGAAACCGAUAUCCCUGAAAAGCUGAAAGAAACCAAGCUCACUGUAACUGACAGUGAAGACCAUGGAAAGCUCCAAAUUAAAAUACAGGCUUUUGAAGACAAAAUAAAUGCUGGAAGCAAUACUCCUGCUUCUAUCAGAAGAUACAGUUUGGGUCACAUUUCUAAGGAAGAAAGAAAAGACAUUCGAUUUAACCGGUCAAAAAGCAUGGCUUUGCACACUCUGCUUACCAGAGGUGCAAGAUCAGAUGAUGGGGAAGCUGUUGAGAGCAGCGUUACACCUGCCAGCAUCUCACUUUCAGAAAUAGACCCAAGUGGCCAAGGGCAUGACCAGUCAGAUGGUAAGACUCAUAGGUCACAGCUGGGAAAUCCUUCAGUUUCACAUCCAAGUGUUAUACAUAUAGAAUCUGAGGAUUUGCCAGAAAUGGCUAAAGAAAACGAUGAGGAAGAAAUUCCAGAGGUGACUUCAAGUCCCACAGAAUACCACGAUAAGCUCUACCUGCAUGUAAAGGAAAACUUCAGCAAAGUAAAAGCUUAUGCGGUGCAAAUUGCAAAGAAGAUUCCAGCCCCUGACCAGUGCACUAUUGAAGAUUCUGUCAGGAGCUGUGUGGCAAAGUUGUUCUUCACCUGCUCCCUGAAGGGGCAUUACUGCCUCUACAGCAAAUCCAGUUUCAUUCUCAUUAGCCCAGAGCCUCAGCCGUGGAUCCAGAUCAUGUUUCUAUUCCAACAGAGUCUGCUUCCUGAGCCCCUGUCCAUACAGAGCCACUCCGUGCAGCCCCUCCGAGCUCUGUGGGAGAAAACACAGGUAGAGGGAGCUCACAGCUUCGAAACGGCCAUGACUGAGUCCAUGUUCCCACAGCAGAAGGAUCUGGACCAGGUACAGCUCCAUCUGGAAGAAGUGCGCUUCUUUGACGUGUUUGGCUUCAGCGAGGCAGCGGGGGCGUGGCAGUGCUUCAUGUGCAACAACCCGGAGAAAGCAUCUGUUGUAAAUCAAGAAGGCCAGCCCCUCAUAGAGGGAAAAUUGAAAGAGAAGCAAGUCAGAUGGAAGUUCAUCAAAAGAUGGAAAACUCGUUAUUUCACAUUGGCGGGGAAUCAACUCCUGUUUCAGAAAGGAAAAUCUAAAGACGACCCCGACGACUCCCCGAUCGAACUCAGCAAAGUACAGAGUGUGAAAGUCGUGGCCAAGAAACGCAGGGACCGCUCUCUCCCACGGGCUUUUGAAAUCUUCACUGACAGUAAGACUUAUGUUUUCAAGGCCAAAGAUGAGAAGAACACAGAAGAGUGGCUCCAGUGCAUCAAUGUGGCAGUUGCCCAGGCCAGAGAACGAGAAAGUAGGGAAGUCACCACUUAUCUGUAGGGAUCUUUAUGAUGGGCUCGGCAUCAUCCUUGACAAAGUACAAUAAGGCGAUAAGUUCACCAAGACAUGUUGUUUUGAUGAAACGCCAGUGCAACAGUCACCCCCUGAGAAGCAGGACCUAACAGGGACAACACUCUGUAAAUUGUGUAUGCUGGUGACAUGUGAAUUUACUCACACCAUCUGUGUGUUCACUUAAGGAAAAGGUGCUAUAGAUAGUGUGGGGCCAGAAGGCAGGCAGUCGAUAAAUUAUCACUGUAAUGGACUGAAUGAUCUAUCCCAGGGAAGAUUUUAAGCACAUCCAGUGAGAGCCACAGUCUACCAAGAUAUUAAAAAGGAGGGAGGGAAAAAAGCUAUUAGAAAAAGUCAAAUGAAUCAACAUUUGAGGAAAAUUAUGAAACUUACUUCUACACAUAUAGUUAAUUACACCUAUCCUCUCCUACUACAAAUAAGAUUCACACAUGGUAAAUGGUUGGUUAUUAAAUUAAGCCAAUUAUGUAAUUGUCUGUUUUUCCAAACUUUUUAAAUGACUAUUUCUUCUGGACUUGUGUAAUAUACUUCAAUGUUUAGACACCUACCCAGAGCAGUGAGUAUAAAAUACACUAAGCAGGAUGGGGUAGAUAACAUAAUGGCUAUGCAAAGAGACUCUCAAGCCUGAGCCUCCAAAGUCCCAGGUUUGAUUCCCCACACCACCAUAAGCCACAGCUGAUCACUGCUCUGGUAAAAAAAAAAAUAGACUAUGUAUAGGAAAUGAUUCUUAGAUCUUCAGAGCAUGUGCUAGCUCCAUUCAAAUUAGAGAUUUUAAAGUUCUAUAAUUGUCUUCUUUGCAUUCUACUUUCUACUGCCUUCAAAGGACAAAUAAUUACUGGGUUUUAUCACAAGCCCCCCCCCCAUUUUUAAUUAGUUGUGGGAGAUGAAAUGUUGGGAUGAGUCCCAAUAACACACACUUGGUACAAUCUCUACCCCUUGUGUGUGGUGGUGCUUCUAAUGGCAAGAAUACAGCAAAAGGAAGAUGACUGUCUUUCCAGUGGCUAUGCUAUACUAUAUGGCAAAAGCCAAGACAAGUCACAGGUGUGAUUAAGUUGCCUAACCCACUAACAGAGCUAAUUGAAGAGACAUAAUCCUGGAGGAGCCUGACAUAAUAGAGGAUCCCCUUUGAGAGAGGCUGGAGAAGUCUGAGACUCUGACUUGGACUAAGUAAGCAAGAGGCCAUGAGCUCUACAGCUGUAAGGAAAUAAGAUAAAAUCCAGCCAACAACCAGUAACUUUAGAAGAGGUCCCCAAGCUUCAGAUAAGAGCCAGCCCCGCUCAACACCUUGACUGCUGCUUUCUGACACCCUGAACUCUCUGGCCCAGUGGGGCCAUGCGUGGACUCCUGACCCACAGGAACUAUACAAUAAUAAAUACAUUCUGGCACAA